Yarrowia lipolytica CLIB122 is the source of this 441-nucleotide messenger RNA. RefSeq lists its product as uncharacterized. Gene Ontology annotation, biological process: tetrahydrobiopterin biosynthetic process. NCBI's taxonomy places the organism in Eukaryota, Fungi, Ascomycota, Dipodascomycetes, Dipodascales. The record is from RefSeq and is a predicted model, not a curated record. Gene Ontology annotation, molecular function: 4-alpha-hydroxytetrahydrobiopterin dehydratase activity.
AUGCUCCCCCUCAAACUUACUGCCUCUCAUCUUCCUACAAACCCCGUGUCGUUCAUCACCCGCUCGGCUGCUCUCAAACUCGUGCAAUUAACCGAUGACAAAGCCGAGAUCUUCAAGCCGCUCAGUCCUCCGGAUCAGGCUGCCUACCUGGCCUAUUUGACGAGCUGGAAGGCCACAAAGACCGACGGGUCCGCCUGCGAUCCCGAAAGCGCCACAAAAUUGAGCAUGGAUGUCAAGUUCAAAAACUACAAGCAAACGACGCAGUUCAUCACCGAUGUGAUGGCCAUCUCUCAACCUCUGCGACACCAUGUGUGGUUUGAGAACCAUUACACCACCACCAAGGUGGUGCUUCAGACGGGCUAUCUCGAUAAGUUGACGGCCAUUGAUUUCCGCAUGGCCGAGCUCAUUCAAUUGUAUAGACAUGCUGCUGAGCAGAGCUGA